This is a messenger RNA of Lingula anatina, 5623 nucleotides long. RefSeq lists its product as uncharacterized. The record is from RefSeq and is a predicted model, not a curated record. NCBI's taxonomy places the organism in Eukaryota, Metazoa, Brachiopoda, Lingulata, Lingulida, Lingulidae. Gene Ontology annotation, cellular component: collagen trimer; extracellular matrix. Gene Ontology annotation, molecular function: extracellular matrix structural constituent.
UGUCUUCGAAAACCUCAUAAUGCUCUUCAUGAUAUUACAUGAAUGAAAGAGUUUUGCUUCAUUCCAUCAUCAGACCGUUGGCCUCCUUUCAUAAGCAUGUCCAUGAACUUAAUAGUACAUAUCAAGGCACAAAUGGGCUCCUAUGGAAAUUCAAUUAGAACCUGAUAACCGUAAUAAAAACUGUCAAGCAGGGCCUAUAUUUAAGUGAUAAAGUUGUACAUCAGUGACUAUUUAUUCUUGGAGACAAAAGUUGUCUGAUUUUCCCAUGUAUUUUUUAAAUUUUUUUCACAUGAUUGGUGAACCACUAUAAACAUAGAUGCAUAUGGAAAAUAAAUAACCUUGUUCUUGCCGUUUUUGUACCACAAGCGAAGGAAUAAGUCUAAGUAAGGAAUAAAAAGUACAAAUCGUGUGGCAUCAGGAACAUGUGAUGUAUCAAGUAUCAGUUCUAACUGAAUAAAAGUUAGGAAAUAGAAAAUCAAAAUUCACUGAAUUUUUUUUCGUAUAAGCUUGUCCAUGUCAAGAGCGAAAUGCUAUCCAUUUACAACAUUUUACCUCCAAGUGACUAUACACAAAAUCACUAAUCAGUAUAUAUAAUUAUGUAAAUAAAUUAACGAUCACGUGCCAUUAAAAAGGGGUAGAGAGAUAAACUUAUUUCAUCUUUUUUCAUCACAAAAAUGCAUUUUAAAUAUGAAGCUGUGGUUUAGGGAAAAAAACGAGAAACAUCGCACUGUUAACAGCUUGAUCCUAUAGAGUUGAGGCUUGUUAUCUACAUACGCUGUUUCCUUUGAGCCUACAUUUAAACCGACCAGAGUAAUUAGUGCUGAACACCUCCAAGUCAUGUAGAUACCACGCAUUUCUGAGAUUUUCUUUUAUCUUUUCCAUUUUUUUUCGCCCAGUACGAGUCUGUUUGUUAAGGAUUACCAGGCUGACAAGCACCGGUCCCGUGUUUUUACUUGUUUUACAUUGAGUAUUGAAAUGCGUCGGCGUUGACGUAUACGUAGCAUUAUGACAAUCCCAUUGGUUCUUUUACUUCGAUUCUCUCAGACCACUUGACCACGACCUAAGGGUGACCUAUCCCUUCUUGGUGUGGGCUUCGGAUGAAAGGUUAGAUUGUACAAUUAUUUACAGUUCAGCUCAGCAAGGUUUGUCUUCUUUUCUUUGUGCUUUUCAAACUCCGUGGCAGGUGGAAAUUUAGAACGCUUCCAGGCACGCAGCGCUUAAGGCCGAGGCGGAGAAUCGGGUGUCUGUCCGCAUUAGUCGAUGAUCUGUCCGCUUAUCUGAGCGUGAUUGCAGCCAGCCAUACCUGGCGGACCCGGCGUAAGGACAACACACGAGGGAAGAGAACGCACGUAAAAAGUGGGACGUUUUAAAGAAGGCAGACCCAGAAAUGUAAUACCUUUAUUUCAAAAUUAACGCCAACAACAUGAGACGAGUGUUGAUUUGGAUCUGUGUUGCCUUUGUGAUAGCGCUGCUGAUAACAGAAUUAGAUGCAAGGAAAAACAAAACCCGGGGCCGUGGUAGAAAGCACAGAAGGAAGAACAGAAAAAGAGCAAACAAAACCGACCUGUCUGAAUUACAUAAUUCCGGGGUUGAACUAUUUAGUCUCCCUUUAAAUUUAACAGAAAUAAAUGAAAGCGAAAAGCCUAAAAGUCGCAGAAAAAAGAAGAAGAAGAAGAAGAAAGAGGACGAGGAUUUGCCACAGGGUGAUGACCCAAGAAGGGGAGACAUACCAAUAGCUCUUGCAUACUGGAACACCUCCACUUCUCCGUACGAAGGACAGUGUGACCGUCGUACAGCCUGUCAGUGCUACACACAACAAGGAAGGCCGGGAAUCCAGGGAGAGAAAGGUGAUAGAGGGGACAGGGGUUUGCCGGGUAUCCAAGGGGAAGACGGCACAGUCGGUCCCCUUGGACCCAGAGGCCUCGACGGUGAAAAGGGCGACGCUGGUGGGAAGGGAGAAAGGGGCUCACAAGGCGUGCCUGGUACACCCGGUUUACCCGGACCACCGGGCCUGGAAGGACAGCAGGGCCGGCAGGGAUUCCCGGGCAUCGCUGGACUUGAAGGACAAGAGGGCCCCAAGGGAUCCAAGGGAGACCCAGGGAGAAACGGUUACGAUGGCCUACCUGGGCCACAGGGACCAAAAGGAGACCGGGGAUUUGAUGGGCGCGAUGGAUUUAAAGGCUCUAAAGGUGAAUUAGGAGACCCGGGUUUGCGAGGACUUCCGGGAUGUGACGGAUUCAAUGGUACCAAAGGCGACAGAGGCGACAUUGGUCCUCCCGGCCCUUAUGGUGGUCCACGGGGGGAUCCAGGACAAAAGGGAGAGGAAGGGGUGCCUGGUCGUAGUAUUGUUGGACCACGAGGACAAAAGGGAGACCGUGGUGUGCCAGGCUUAGAUGGAUUUAACGGAGAGAAAGGCCAAAGAGGUGACACGGGCCUUACAGGAGACAUGGGACCUCCUGGAUUUGGAUAUAAAGGAAGUAUAGGCGACAAGGGAGACAAAGGGGACAGAGGAGAUACAGGUUUCCCAGGUCCGAGUGGCUAUACAGGACCCACAGGGGAAAAGGGGGACCGAGGGGCUGGGUAUCCAGGCGUAAAAGGAGACAUAGGUCCACCAGGUCUGAUGGGUUUCCCAGGUCCGGAAGGUCCUGCUGGUCCGCCUGGCCGGGACGGCAUCGGGAGACCGGGACAGAAGGGCGAAGAAGGUCGCCAAGGUUACAGUAUCACCGGACCCCCGGGACCACAGGGAGUUAAAGGGGAACAAGGUGACCAGGGUUUCAUUGGACCCCCUGGUUUCGAGGGCAGAAAAGGGGAGAGAGGUUUCGGGGAUAAAGGCGAAAAGGGCGAGGUGGGUCCUCGUGGAGACUACGGCCCCCCUGGUCCGAUUUCACCAGGUCCGAAAGGUGAACGGGGCGAACCUGGUGAGAUUGGAUUUCCCGGACCGCCUGGCCCUGAAGGUAUAAGAGGAUUUGAAGGUGGUCAGGGGUUCCCAGGUCCAGCGGGCCCAGUCGGUGCCAAGGGAGAAAAAGGUGAAGCAGUUCCUCUUUUCGGUCCGAAAGGAAAGAAAGGAGAACCGGGCUACGGCAACCCUGGUCCUAUGGGCCCAGGGGGUAACAUAGGGGUCCCUGGACCCCCGGGCCCUAUUGGACCACCAGGGUCCAUUGGAUUCCCUGGAAAUCGAGGAUUGGAUGGACCACCUGGACGCACGGGGCGCAUUGGAGCUCCAGGUCCCCCAGGCAACUCUGCCUUCAUCUAUGCGCGCCAUAGCCAGAAACGCGAUCGCAUCGUCUGCGCUCAAGGACACAGAUUACUCUGGGAAGGCUAUAGCUUACUACACACUGAAGACGACGGAAGAUCCCACGUACAGGAUCUAGGGCAAGCUGGGUCAUGCAUGCGGAAAUUCAGCCCAAUGCCUUUCAUGUUCUGUAAUAUCAAGAACCAGUGCAACUACGGCAAGAGGACGGCCACGAGUUAUUGGCUGUCCACAGACAUGCCCAUGCCAAUGGUGCCAGUGACGAUGGGAGAUGCCGAGCCGUAUAUAGGACGAUGUGGAGUCUGCCAAGCCUCGGGUCCGGUUAUAGCUCUUCACAGUCAAGACUCCGUCAUUCCCACCUGCCCUGAUGGGUGGAACGAGUUGUGGAUGGGAUAUAGUUUCGUAAUGCACGCCGUGGGUGCCAUGGGAGGCGGCCAGCAAUUGGCCAGUCCUGGUAGCUGUAUGGAGCACUUCCGGAUCAACCCAUACAUCGAAUGUAACAGCCGCGGAGAAUGCCACUUCUUCAGUGACAAGUACAGCUUUUGGUUGGUGUCAGUAAACGAAGAUGAAGUCAGGCGUACUUUUGACAAUAUGAAAGGGAAAAUAUUAAAAGCUGGCUCAUGGAUGACAAAAGUCAGCAGGUGCAUAGUAUGCGCAGUUGGCUAAUGACUGAGAUUAGUAUAUCCAUCACUUAAAAGUAAUGAAUUGAAGAAAAACACAAGUAGUGUUUGAAAUUCAGACUUUAAAAAAUUUCCCAGUAAAACUCUUUUUGAAACAUAAUAUAUAAAUAUAUAUGGGAGAUGCCGAUAUAGUAUUAAUCAUGAUCUUGAAGGUUACAUUUGAUUCUUAAAUUGUAAGUAACCAACUGAUUUUUUUAUUGAGUUAUUGGAUGAAUUUGCAUUGAUUUAUGAAUAUCAACUUAUGUGUGAUAUGUGCCGUGCAUCGUCAAUGCUCCAGACACUGCCAUUACUUAAUAUUUAGGCGUUAAGAGCUGAUCCAUUUUCAUUUGUUGAUAGUGAAUAAUCUGUAGUUAUCUGUGAAAACUUGUUUGUUUUUCUCAUGUUAUCCUUAGUAUCUACAUGUAUGUUAUCUUUUUGUACCAGCGAUUCGAACGGUAAAUGUAUUUUUAUGACAGCCUUACUGCAGUUGGCGAAUAUUUUUUAAAGGUGAUUGUCUUGAGGUUGAUUUAAUAUUUACUGUGAAAUAUAACAAAAAUAAUUGCAAUGCAGGAAGGGAAAUUAUUAUUAUUAUAUAAAGUAUUAUGGCAUUUAGAAGUAGCAGUAUUCUACAAGUGAAAAAUCUUGAUGUAACAACUGUGAGAUCGCGGUGACGAGCGUGGGAGUAACCUUGAAAAAAUUGCGCAAAACCCCGUUUGGGCGGAACGGAUGUGAUGGAUUGUAAAUGCAACUGUACAUACCAGACUACAUGUCAUCGAAGGUGGCAUGAGGAACACCGCUAACAUUGGCCUGUCCAUAUUCAAGUAUAGGGAAAGGAGGUGGCGAGUUCAAAUUACCAAUAUUCCUUACCUUGUGCUAGUUUUCUUAGGCUUUUCUCCCAAACUGGGGUAGACAGGCCUCCCUGGUGUCACGUGACAGAGAGUCCCCCAUAAUAGGGACUCUGCUUCCCAUUCAUUUGUACAGGUAAUCCUCGCCCUAGAUUAUGGCCUUCUUAGGUCAGGCUAGCUCUAACCAUUAUAAUUAUAAUUAAUGGGCGGACUUUCUAUUACACGAUCCCUCAGUUACACCGGUUAUGAGCAUUACCACUGUUUCCACACGAAUUAGGCGAAUUCACCUCGUGAGCUUGCUUGGUGGUCACGAUAACCUAACAACCUAAGAGUUGACUAAAGAGUUGACGAGGGAUUUGAGAAAAGUACUCUUCUUAGCGUUUUCCACACCCACCUUGCCUGGCGACAACCAUUGACUAUUCACUCUUGAAAGAGAGUCUCCAAAUUAAAGAGACGACGAGUAUCAGCUUCUUCAUUUUUACUUAUUCAUAUAUGCCCGCUUGUCUUUUUUUUAAGUGAAAUAAAAUUUCCGUUGGUAUGGAAACUGGACAUAAAGUAAUUUCAUCGUUACUCCCCCCUUAUCGUUACUUCCCUGAAUCGUUAAUCCUCCACCCCAUAUAGUAUAAUUAUGGUAUUACCAGCAUAUAUAAGCCCCCACCUCACCCGAAAUGAUAUAGGUAAUGUUGCUAGGAGAAAAACGUUGUGCAGCACUCUGUAAUACUCUAUACUGUCUGUUUCUGUUUUGUGCUCACUAUUUUCAUCUUUAUGCUAUUCAGGCUGCAGUAGUUUGUUGUUCAAUUAAAAUUUUUCAAUCGGUUAUCCUUGGUGUAAAAUCUGGGCGUUAACCAUUAUCUUUUAUCUUGUAUUUG